CUGUUAAUACUACUGUUUGCAACCUGGCAUAUCAGUGCGUUUAUCCUUGGGUCCGUAUUAGCAAAAACGUGGUGCCCAGCUUGGAGAAACAAGCAACGAAUGCUUUUUGGCCUACGGGGUAGUACUCUGCCUCAAGGGCGCCCAACCGUUCCUGGAGGUCCUGGAGGUGCUGGCGUCAGAAGCGUCAUCGUCAGCGCCCUUAAGCAGCAACCAGGCGAGCUGCGCGAUGAGCCGCUGCCGCAGCGGCUUGAAUCCAAAUAUGAGCCUUGCGAACCCUCCACGAGCUCCCUGGCGGACUUCGGGGCGCGGGUGACGCUGGAGAGGCUGUAUUCCUGGAACGCGCUGGACGAUGCUCUCGGCGGGAUGCCACAUGGCGCUUUUUUUGUGACUGUGGACGACCGGCCGCAGCGAACACGCAACCAGGGACGUUCAGAGGACUACUUUGCCAAUGUUGGGGAUGCCAUUCGUUGCCUCCGAGAGGAUAUUCCAAUGCUUUUUCAACGGGAACUCAACUUUGACAUCUAUCGGGACGAUGUCGUCUUCAGGGACCCGCGCAACUGCUUUAAGGGCAUGAAAAACUACCAGCUGAUCUUCUGGUCGCUGCGCUUCCACGGAAAGAUAUUUUUCAAGACGCUGUACGUGGAUGUUAGAAGGAUAUGGCAGCCAGAGGACGGCAUUAUAAAGAUGCGGUGGACUGUUCACGGUAUUCCACGCGUGCCCUGGGAGGCGGAGGGGACGUUCGAUGGCAUCUCCACGUACCGGUUGGACAGCCACGGCAAAAUCUAUGAGCACUCCGUGGACAACAUCCUGCUGCGGGACCCACCCAUGGCCACAAAUCCGCCGCUCCUGGCCGGCCUCAACCUCCAGCCCCUCGCUCCUCAGCAGCCUGUGCCAGGCGCUUGGUGCAAGGGCGCAGAGCUAGCGCAGGAGCGGUGGGGAGCUUACGGUUAUGUUCAGCGUAUGGUGGCCUCAGCGUUGCGACAGCUCGAGCAGCUGGAGACCCAGGAGCCUGAGCCUGCUGCUGCCAUGGCCGGAUUACCAGCCAGCACUCCGGCGCCAGGUGCACAUGCGGCUGCUGCGGCACACGGCGUCUAUGGCCGGCCGUGCGCAGCUAACAGUAGCAGCGCCGCCGCAGUUGCAAGUGCCGCCAGCACUUGCAUAUUGUGGGGUUCCAGCGAGAGCGGCAGCGGCGGCAUCACCGGUGGAAACAGCGACGGCAGUGGCGCAGCUGGCAGAGAUGACGGUCGCUUGUGGCAAAACAGCAUAUGGAGCUAAUGGGCGUCUGCUUGGGAAUUCCCGAGGUGGGGUCCUCCACAAAUGGACUCAAGUUUACAAGCAACAGCGCGCAGGCGGCAUCCUACAGCCUGACAGUU
Messenger RNA from Volvox carteri f. nagariensis, 1373 nucleotides. RefSeq lists its product as uncharacterized. Bases 100 to 1275 code for a protein of 391 amino acids. NCBI's taxonomy places the organism in Eukaryota, Viridiplantae, Chlorophyta, Chlorophyceae, Chlamydomonadales, Volvocaceae. The transcript has 3 exons. The record is from RefSeq and is a predicted model, not a curated record.